This is a messenger RNA of Saxophila tyrrhenica, 402 nucleotides long. RefSeq lists its product as uncharacterized. The record is from RefSeq and is a predicted model, not a curated record. The transcript has 2 exons. Lineage: Eukaryota; Fungi; Ascomycota; Dothideomycetes; Mycosphaerellales; Extremaceae. The coding region runs from base 1 to 402 and encodes 133 amino acids.
AUGUCGGGCAAGCAAGCAAAUAACCUUCCGUAUGACUGCCCCAAGGUCACCAUCCAUCCCAGUCGAACGAUCCAUCGGACAUGGGUCUACGCACACAUCAACGGAUGGACCUCGCAGCACAAAGGCACGCUGAUCGAGAUCAAGGGCUUGACGAUCACAAUCAGGGAGGAUGAUGGGACGCUGGUGCAGCUGCUGUCGCGGUGCUUGACACAGUCAGAUGUCAUGAUUCUCGAUGCCGUCGGUUCACUUCCGUUCGAGGCUGGGGCUGGGGUAGUCCAUAGGUCGCCGAAACAUCAGCGUCGCACGGGAACGAAGAGGAAGCGGGAGGCGGAUGAAUCUGGUAAAGACGAGGAAUGCAGUACGGACGAGGGGCAGGAGGAAGCUCUUGAGGACAAACAAUGA